Onychomys torridus (southern grasshopper mouse) is the source of this 2047-nucleotide messenger RNA. RefSeq names its product spermatogenesis associated serine rich 1 (gene Spats1). The coding region runs from base 59 to 1234 and encodes 391 amino acids. The record is from RefSeq and is a predicted model, not a curated record. NCBI's taxonomy places the organism in Eukaryota, Metazoa, Chordata, Mammalia, Rodentia, Cricetidae. The transcript has 9 exons.
CCCGCAGGAAGGGGCGGGUUGUCCUGGCAACCCUGGACCGAGCUUUGCAGGCCGUGGCAUGCACCCGUGCUUUCGCUCCGCAUCCUGGCAUUCGGGCGGUUCGGCUGCCGGUUGGAGCGUUGAUAUGGUUGGGGCCAUAUCCUCCAUGGAGUCCUCCAAGGGGGAGCCCAUGAGUGGUGGAAACGGCAAACCGGGCUGCCAGCUUCCUUCCAUUUCAAGAGCGGCCUGUGCUAGAGAUCUGGAGAAGGUUCCAGAGAAAAGCGAUUUGGGCAUGACCAAGGUGGAAAGGAGAUACAAUGCCAAGCACAGUGAUGCUCUAGAAUCCAAGGGUUCCUUGGCCAACAAGAUGGCCUCUGACAGAAGGGCCAGUCUUUUGUCUUCUGAUGAAGCAGGUCUGAGAGUCCCUGAGCCUCCGGGAUCCACUGGGGUGGUGAUUCACUCUGACACAGCUGCGGAGAUGGGUCAGAAGUCCUCCUCCUCUUCCUCCUCCCCAUCCUCUGCACAGUCUAGUCGCUCCUUGGAAUUUUCACUGCCUGGAUUCCAGAAGGAAACAUAUCCUGAGGAAUUCAGCCUGCUUAAGUCACAGACAAAAGAUGGGCAGCGUCCUGAGUGGACAUUUUAUCCAAGGUUUAGCAGCAAUGUCCACACCUACCACGUUGGAAAGCAGUGCUUCUUCAGUGGGGUCUUCCGGGGCAACAGGAGGUCUGUGGCGGAGCAGACAGUGGACAAGAGCCUUGGAAGAAAGAGAUAUGAUAUUGAUCCCAGAAAUGGAAUCCCAAAGCUAACACCAGGGGAUAACCCGUACAUGCUCCCAGAACAAAGUAAAGAGUUCUUCAAAGCAGGGGCAACUCUUCCGCCUGCCAACUUUUCACUGAUUCCUUAUGAGAAAAAGUUUGAUACAUUUAUCCCACUGGAACCACUUCCACAGAUUCCCAACUUGCCUUUUUGGGAGAAGGAGAAGGCUAACAACUUGAAGAAUGAGAUCAAAGAAGUCAAGGAGCUGGACAACUGGCACCCACCACCACCCUUUCUACACAGUUUUUUCUCCUCUGGGACUGGGGAGAUGGCUCCACGGUUAAGGGUGCUUGCUGCUCUUCCAGAAGACAAGAGUACAGUUGUCAGCACCCAAGUCGGGAGGCUCACAAUCCCCUAUAACUCCAGCAACUUCUUCUGGCCACAUCGGAUAUCCUCACACGUGUUGCAUAUACAUGCACACACAUAUACACAUAAAUAAAAAAUAAAUAUUAAAGAAUGUUUUGCAAUAUGGUAUUAAUUACCAUGGCAGGGUGCAUGCAUUCAUUUUGCAGUAAAGAUACUAGGACACCAGUUUUCCCAGUGAUGGCUAAUGAGUAAAUGAGAGGAAGGGUCUAGGGAUGCCAAUCUGGGGGUUGGGGUGGAGCUAGAGAGCUUGUCUUAAAUUGAGUAUACUUAUUUGGGGGAGAUUAUGAGGACCAUGGGUGGUGACUAAUAAUCUUCCUAACUAUGCCUUGAUGUUGCUGUUGACUCUCAUCCCUAAUUUUAGCCUUUUUCUGUUUAGUCUCUUGGUGUUAAAAGAUAGGUGAGGGCUGGCAACAUGGUUCAACAGUAAAAGCACUUACCAAGCAAGCCCAGUGACAUGAUUCUGAUCUCUGGAAGCCACUGUGGAAGGAAAGAACCAACUCCUGGAAAUUCUCUUCUGACCUCCACAUAUAUGGUGUGGCUGCAGCAUCCCUCUCCAGUAAUAAAUAAAAUUGAAAAUAGUAAAACACAACACAACACAACACAACAAAACAAAAAAACAACAGGUGAGAUAGAAAUAGAUAUUUUAGGUAUUUUCCUCAGGUAAGUAAAUGUCAAUUUAGUCAGAUCCAGGUCCAGGUGAUUAUGGUGACAAAAUGGAGAAAGAUGUAGCCUAAAAUUCCUUUGUAAGUUAGGGAGACCACUAGUGUCUUUCUUUCCAAAUUUCUUGACUUUCCCCAAUUGUGUUUCUUGCAUGUCAAUAGGUAUUAUGUGAAAAAAGGUUUCUCUGUCAGAUCAAUUUGGAAAUUCUUUAAAAAAGCAAAGAAGA